AAGUGAGCCGUGCCCGCUACGUCUCUGCGUCGUCUCGGCUGACUCCUUCAGCCCCCACCCCCACCCCGCCUGCUCCCCCUGCUACCCUACACUCUGCAGAGAGGUGACGUGUGAUGGCUUGCCAUGCCCACCACGGGUGGAUGUCCGUGAGCACGCUGCUGCUCCUCGUGUCCGUGCUGCUCCCCACGCCGCUGGACGCCGUGGCCCCCGCGUGCUCCACGUUCCCGUGCCAGGACUUCUGCGACCAGACAGCCGCUCCUUGCAACGGCCUCGUCCUGGAGGAGCUGUGGGAGAGCUUUGACCUGGACACGUGGGAGCACGAAAACACGCUGGCCGGUGGUGGGGCGUGGGAGUUCCAACACUACACCAACAGCAGAAGGAACAGCUACGUGCGGGACGGGACUCUGUUCAUCCGCCCCACGCUCACGGAAGAGGUCUACGGAGAGGAGUUCGUUCGCACGGGGACCCUGAGCAUCUGGGGCCUGCACCCUCCUGACGAGUGUACCGGAGUGGCGUUCUACGGCUGCGAGCGCUCUGGCCGGCCGGGAGCGUCGGUGGUGAACCCGGUGCAGUCGGCCAGCAUCCGCACGGCCCGCUCCUUCGCCUUCACCUACGGGCGCCUCGAGGUCACCGCGCGGAUGCCCACCGGGGAUUGGCUCUGGCCUGGCAUCUGGCUGCUCCCCAAGAGGAACGCCUAUGGCUCGUGGCCUCUCUCCGGGCACAUCAAAGUCGUCGAGUCCCGGGGCAACGUGGAUCUGAAGGACUCGGGGGGAGUCUCUCAUGGGGUGGACGAGAUGGACUCGGUGCUCCACUGGGGUCCCAGCGCGGACCUCAACGCCUGGUGGAGGACCUACGCGACGCGGAAAGCAAAGGAGGGAACUUUCGGGACUGCUUUCCACAAAUACGAGGUGGAGAGAACUCCAGACUACAUGAGGUUCCUCCUGGACGGGGAAGAGAUCCUGAAGGUGGCUCCUGGCGCCGGAGGCUUCUGGGCCCUGGGAGAGUUCCCCAGCCACGUGGACAACCCCUGGAAGGGCGCCUCGAAGAUGGCCCCGUUCGACCAGGAGUUCUACCUGGUGCUGAACCUGGCGGUGGGCGGAGCGUCCAACUUCCUGGACGAGUGGACCAAUCGGCCUCACCCCAAGCCCUGGAAUAACAGCGCCCCCACCGCUAUGCUGGACUUCUACAAUGCCAAGGCCAAGUGGUUCCCCACGUGGAAGCGCGCAGUGAACAAUGGGGAGGACGCGGCGCUGCAGGUGCGAGCCAUCCGAGUCUGGGCCUACAAGUAGCGGGCGUGGGGUCACGUGACUCCCGCGCGGGGCCACGUGGGGUCACGUGACUCCCGCGCGGAGCCACGUGGGGUCACGUGGUGGAGCCAGGUGGAGCCACGUGGAGCAGCCGUGUGGGGAGCUACCUGGCUGGCCACGUGGGGUCACGUGGUGGGGUCACGUGGUGGAGUCACGUGGAGCGAGUCGUGUGGGGCUACCUGGCUGGCCACGUGGGGUCACGUGGUGGGGUCACGUGGUGGAGUCACGUGGAGCGAGUCGUCUUCAGCUCGGAGUCUCUCCAACUCCGCCGUCGAUUCUCAACAAUAAAAAAUAAAAUGGCCUCCUUCA
Molecule: messenger RNA, 1616 nt
Organism: Petromyzon marinus (sea lamprey)
Lineage: Eukaryota; Metazoa; Chordata; Hyperoartia; Petromyzontiformes; Petromyzontidae
Product: beta-1,3-glucan-binding protein-like
Biological process (GO): carbohydrate metabolic process
Molecular function (GO): hydrolase activity, hydrolyzing O-glycosyl compounds
Source: RefSeq, a predicted model, not a curated record